Messenger RNA from Bombus pyrosoma, 735 nucleotides. RefSeq names its product protein kish-A (gene ksh). Gene Ontology annotation, biological process: protein secretion; intracellular transport. Bases 155 to 379 code for a protein of 74 amino acids. The transcript has 3 exons. Lineage: Eukaryota; Metazoa; Arthropoda; Insecta; Hymenoptera; Apidae. The record is from RefSeq and is a predicted model, not a curated record.
GUAUUCGCCUUUUAUCAUAGCAAAUUUUUGUGUUGCAGUCUUGAUCGUAGUUUUGGUCUGCAUUUAGUCAGUAGUUAAAGUAAAUGUCAUUCGUAUGGAGAUUGACUUUGUAUAACAAUUUUAUAUAACAAUUUAUCAUCAUUCAUAAAUCGUAAUGUCUGCCCUAUUUAAUUUCCAGAGUUUGCUGACAGUUAUUUUGCUAUUGAUAUGUACCUGUACUUACGUUAGAUCCAUCGUACCCAGUUUAUUGGACAGUCGAUUAGGAAAAGUUGGUUUUCAAGGUACUCUUUGGAAGUGUGCCAGGAUUGGUGAGAGAAAAAGUCCAUACGUGGCAGUGGGUUGCCUUUUUAUGGCUUUCAAUAUCUUAUUUUGGUCUUAAUAUUUACAUAGGGAUUACAAACUACCAAAAAAUAUUUCAAACAAUUGCGUAUAAUUUUAUACUGAUUACAGAUGUAAUGGAUUUUAAUGUAAAUAAGCUUAAGUUCAACCUAAAAUGAAAGGAAAUAAUUAAUAUCUUGGCUACUUGCACGGUAUGUUUUAUUUGUCAACAUGUUGGUUUCUCCAAAGCUAUAUAAUUAUCCAAUUUGAGCACAUUUUCUCACCAUAUUUUCAUAAUAUACUUUUUUUUUUUUCUAUAAACAACAACAUUCUUUUAUUAUAGUUAUUGUAGAGUCGUUAUAUUGAGCAGUGUUUUACGAUAUACAAUAUUUGUUAAAUAGAUAUAUUUAACACGUG